AUGUCGACUCCUUUGAUUUGGUUUGUUUUCAUGAAUUUGAGCAUACUACUGAAGCCAGGAUACUGCACAGAAACACGUGACCAAGUUCUAUCAAUCACCCCACAAACACAAGAACAAGUGGACAUCUUGAGGAAUGUAUCCACACACUAUGAGACAGUCCUGUGGCAGCCUGUUUCAAAUGAGUACAUCAGUACACAAGUGAUGGUCCACCUCUAUGUCCCUGCAAACAGCUCUGUGACAGUCAAGGCUAUACUGCAGAAACAUGGCAUAACACACAAGGUCUUACUGGCUAAUCCUAAUGUGCUGACCGAAAUGCAGAUGAAGAAUGACUCCACUGACCCACGAAGCGGCUCAACUUUUUAUGAGAAAUAUCACACCCUUGAGGAGAUUUAUGACUGGAUUAACAGAACUGCACAAGACAACCCCAGAACAGUCAAAGCCAUCCUUAUUGGCUCUUCAUACGAGAAGCGGCCGCUAUACGUUCUCAAGCUGUCUUUCAAUGACAGGCCAAAUAGGAAAGCCAUGUGGAUUGACUGUGGGAUCCACGCAAGAGAGUGGAUCUCUCCGGCUUUCUGCUUGUGGUUUGUGCACCAUUCUUUGUCAUUUUAUCAGCAAAACUCAGAAAUUACUCGCAUCCUGGACAGCAUGGAUGUGUACGUCCUGCCUGUGAUGAAUCCUGAUGGAUACAAAUACACGUGGACGACAAGAAGGUGGUGGAGGAAGAACCGUUCCAUCAGUAAGUCGGGUUUUUGCGUUGGCGUUGACCUCAACAGAAACUUUGAUGUUGAUUGGGGCAUUAAGGGAUCCUCUCAAAAUCCUUGUGAGGAAAUCAACUGCGGGCCGUUUCCUGAGUCUGAGCCCGAGACGCAGGCUGUGGCCAACUUCCUGCGCAGACACAAGGACACAGUUCAACUCUACAUCACCAUCCACUCCUACUCCCAGAUGUUCAUCUUCCCAUAUUCCUACACCUUUGAUCAAGCGGAGAACCACAAUGAUUUGCUUGAGAUGGUCCAAGAAGCUGCCCAGAGGAUCAAACGAUAUUACAGGAACACCUACACAUAUGGUCCUGGAGCAGCCACAUUAUACCCAUGUUCUGGCGGCUCUGACGACUGGGCGUACAAACUUGGCAUCAAAUACUCCUUUACGUUUGAGCUCCAGGACCGUGGGGAAUACGGCUUCCUGUUACCACCUUCUCACAUAUCCGGGGCCUGCAACGAAGCGCUGCUCGCGGUCAAGACCGUUGCUGUCAAGGUUUUAGAGAAAACACAAGCUCCAGCAAACCAUCACACGAUCUAA
Pelmatolapia mariae (spotted tilapia) is the source of this 1296-nucleotide messenger RNA. RefSeq names its product carboxypeptidase B2 (plasma) (gene cpb2). NCBI's taxonomy places the organism in Eukaryota, Metazoa, Chordata, Actinopteri, Cichliformes, Cichlidae. Gene Ontology annotation, molecular function: zinc ion binding; metallocarboxypeptidase activity. Bases 1 to 1296 code for a protein of 431 amino acids. The record is from RefSeq and is a predicted model, not a curated record. The transcript is spliced from 11 exons. Gene Ontology annotation, biological process: fibrinolysis; proteolysis.